Molecule: messenger RNA, 509 nt
Organism: Galdieria sulphuraria
Lineage: Eukaryota; Rhodophyta; Bangiophyceae; Galdieriales; Galdieriaceae
Product: cyclin-dependent kinase regulatory subunit CKS1
Exons: 2
Coding region: 70-375 (101 amino acids)
Biological process (GO): regulation of mitotic cell cycle
Cellular component (GO): SCF ubiquitin ligase complex; cyclin-dependent protein kinase holoenzyme complex
Molecular function (GO): protein kinase binding; ubiquitin binding; cyclin-dependent protein serine/threonine kinase activator activity
Source: RefSeq, a predicted model, not a curated record
AUCCAUCGAUCACUCUCCAAAAGACCCGCAUUCCAUUCUUUUCAACCAAAGAUUUGAAAUUUUGAGUCAAUGCCUUCGCAGCAAAUACAAUAUUCAGAGAAAUAUUACGACGAUACAUAUGAGUAUAGGCACGUUAUUCUACCCCCAGAUAUAGCAAAACUACUCCCAAAAAACAGGCUGUUGUCGGAAGCAGAAUGGCGUGGUCUCGGAGUUCAACAAUCAAGAGGCUGGGUGCACUAUGCAAUCCAUCGUCCGGAGCCAAAUAUAUUACUUUUCAGAAGACCUAAGCAAACAGACACACAACAGACGCAAAACAACAUAGUUAGUAAGCAACAGCAGAGCCAAGAGCAGAGACCGGUGGACGUUCUCCCAUAAAACUAAAUAACAAAGUGCCACUCAACUGGAAAUCUCUUGUCGUUAUCUUAGUGGAUUCUUUCUUGGUUAAUGAGUUGCAAUAAAACAAAAGUUGCUUAGAUGGAGUAGGAAUAGAUAAAUGUGUGUAACUUGUU